UCGAUGAGUGGCUGGACUUAUCGUUACACUGGGAAAUACUUUUAUCCCACUGUUGAAGACAUUGGGAAAUUUGUUUCUGUUGUGUUGGAUAUGGGACCAAGUACAUGCGUUGCGAUAAGUGAAUAUGUUGUUGUUAAAAUUGAUGAAGAAUUGAUUUUUGAAAAGAGACAAGCUGUAUAUUGUCAGGAGCGAGCGGAGGGCGGGAAUAUGCGAGUGGUUUCUUACAAUGUUCUUGCUGAUCUAUAUUUAAAUUUAAAAAAAAGGAAGGAUGACGGUUAUUUUCCAUAUUGUCCUACAAAAUAUUUGCAGAUUUUAUAUUAUACUUUUAAUUUUAUAGGUUAUAAAGGAGAUAUAAUAUUUCUUCAAGAGGUGGAUCUGUCGCUGUCUUCAUUCUAUUUACUGAGGGUGAUGGAAGAUCAUGGUUAUGAUGUUUAUUUCAAAAAAAAGGGUCUUAAAGUGAAUGAAGGACUAGUUAUAUGUCAUCGUAAGGAACAGUUUAGGUAUUUUUACAUUGUUCUUUGUUUGGAUAGAGAAUAUUUUUCAAAUCCAGCUUUCUUUCAGUUGUUAGUGCUAGAAUGCAAUGAUCCGUAUCAAAAUCACAUUUUGCUACUUGCAAAUACUCAUUUGUAUUUCAAUCCAAAGUUUACAUUGAUCAAAGUACUACAAUCUUUGUUAUGUGCUCGGUGGAUUGUGCACAUUGCUACAAGCACCAAAGAAUGUAAUCCCGAAUCUCAGUUGCACGUUUUAUUUGCUGGUGACUUCAACAGUACACCGGAAGAACCUGUUUACGAGCUCCUUAGUAAAGGUGAUCCUACUUCUAACAUAAGAUAUGAACGUAAUGAUCUGAGCUUUACCAUCUAUCCACGUUCAGCAUUAUUCGACUUAAAGCUAACAAAUUUGGCGGACGAAACACAAUACACAAAUUAUACCAGUCAUAAAGGUGGUUUUGAUGGCUGCAUAGACUACAUAUGGGGAACUCCCAAUUUAAAAGUUAUCAUACCGAUGCCAUCGGUGGAUGCUGCUAAAAAAUAUGUGGGACUGCCGUCUAAAAUAUGUCCUAGUGACCAUUUACCAGUAGUCUGUGAUAUACAAAUUCAGUAA
This is a messenger RNA of Thelazia callipaeda (thelaziosis nematode), 1101 nucleotides long. NCBI's taxonomy places the organism in Eukaryota, Metazoa, Nematoda, Chromadorea, Rhabditida, Thelaziidae. The record is from the annotation of a GenBank genome assembly.